AACGGUGAUUUGAUAAUUGAACAUUUUAAUUUUAACCUCCUCAUCCGCGUUUUCAUUUUUGUUUAUGUUUUCCCGUGACUGUUAAAACAUGGAUAAUUUCCGAUUAAUUUAAAUAGUUUGAGUCUGUCGCCUUCAAAAAAGACGAACAUGCAGAAAUAUGAGAAAUUAGAGAAAAUAGGUGAAGGAACCUAUGGAACGGUGUUCAAAGCCAAAAAUCGUGAGACGCUUGAGAUUGUUGCAUUGAAGCGAGUCCGCCUUGAUGAUGAUGAUGAGGGGGUCCCUUCAUCCGCAUUGAGAGAAAUUUGUUUACUGAAGGAGCUGAAGCACAAGAAUAUUGUAAGGCUUUAUGAUGUAUUGCACAGUGACAAGAAGCUGACCCUUGUAUUUGAACACUGUGAUCAAGACUUGAAGAAGUAUUUUGAUAGCCUCAAUGGUGAAAUUGAUCUAGAUGUUGUCAAAUCGUUUAUGUACCAACUAUUAAGGGGAUUAGCAUUUUGUCACAGCCACAAUGUACUCCACAGGGACCUCAAACCACAAAAUUUACUGAUAAACAAAAAUGGGGAGUUGAAAUUAGCGGAUUUUGGAUUAGCAAGGGCGUUUGGGAUCCCAGUAAAGUGUUACUCAGCUGAAGUAGUCACCCUUUGGUAUCGACCUCCAGAUGUGCUUUUCGGUGCCAAACUUUACACAACCUCCAUUGACAUGUGGUCAGCUGGUUGUAUAUUUGCAGAGUUAGCCAAUGCUGGCCGGCCUUUAUUUCCCGGAUCGGACAUCGAUGACCAGUUAAACCGGAUAUUCAGACUGCUCGGUACACCGACAGAGAAAGCUUGGCCAUCGAUCACACAUCUCCCUGACUACAAGCCACACCCAAUAUACCACCCAAACAUGAGUUUUGCACAGGUUGUUCCCAAACUGAAUUCAAAAGGACGGGAUCUGCUCCAGCGGUUGCUCGUAUGCAAUCCGACACAGAGACUCGGUGCUGAGGAUGCCAUGUCACACAGCUACUUUCUCGACAUGAGUCUCAAGCUGCAACAGUGACAGCAAAUUGAGUCUAACCUCUUAAUGAUGGAUUUCCCACUUGUCGGACUCUCAUAAAAUUAAGGUAAAUUGUUUGUGGCAUUUAUGUCAAGAGGACAGUCAACUUCUUAGACAGCUUUCCAAGUCCAUGCACUUACCUUAAAACUUAAUGUCAAGUUAAAAUGGAUGCCCCCUGAGUAAGAUUUAUCUUUUAAUUUUAAUUGAAAGAUUAUUAUUCUGUACAAAUUAAUUUUGUAAGUAUACUUUUUAUAAACUAUUUAUUUUCUUAAAUUUACAUUGCCUAAUUUUUACCAUUUUAAAGCUCCCAUUCUUGUAUAUGCAAGUAGUUUAUGUGUAUUUGUGAGUGAAUAUUGAAAAUAAAAGUAUGUAUAUUUACACUUAUAGAAUUUUAGUUUGGAAGAAAGAUUUUGGAUAAUGUCCAUCCUGAUUUUGUGGAACUCCAUAAUAGAUGGUACGAAAUAAUUGACUUUUCCACAAUAGAUAUUAAUUAAGUCAGACCCUUUAUGGUGUAGUAUAGACCAUCUUCAAUAACUAAAAAGCAAAAUUGGUACAAAUUAUACACUAUUAUAUACAAGCUAAUAAUAGUUUUGGUGUAUUCUUUAUUAUUAACCUGCCUGCAAUUAGUAUAUAAUUUGUACCAAUUUUAUUUAAUAAUAAUAAUUACUUAAUGAAGAUGGUCUAUAUUAGACCAAAAUGCGUUGUAACAACACUUUCGGCCAUAGACUACCUGCAUCCCAACCCAUUCUGACUGGUUGGCCUGACCUAGCUCCAUGGGCGUCCAUCAGUACAACUGUCUUUACAAUGUUUCAAUAGCGUUAAAUAAAUUUUUACAAAUUGGCAAA
Messenger RNA from Cimex lectularius (bed bug), 1877 nucleotides. It is a transcript of the gene Cdk5, whose product is annotated as cyclin-dependent kinase 5 homolog. Gene Ontology annotation, biological process: neuron apoptotic process; synaptic vesicle transport; axonogenesis. Lineage: Eukaryota; Metazoa; Arthropoda; Insecta; Hemiptera; Cimicidae. The transcript is spliced from 7 exons. Gene Ontology annotation, molecular function: cyclin-dependent protein serine/threonine kinase activity; ATP binding. The record is from RefSeq and is a predicted model, not a curated record. Bases 148 to 1035 code for a protein of 295 amino acids. Gene Ontology annotation, cellular component: cytoplasm; nucleus.